This is a messenger RNA of Vicia faba (fava bean), 318 nucleotides long. Lineage: Eukaryota; Viridiplantae; Streptophyta; Magnoliopsida; Fabales; Fabaceae. The record is from the annotation of a GenBank genome assembly.
GACAAAAUGCAUGUGCCUCCAGUCCCUCUAAAUGUCUUGACUGCUCCCUGGCCAUUCGAGAUGUGGGGCAUCGAUAUGAUUGGAGAAAUUAAACCUAUGGCUUCUAAUGGGCAUCGCUUCAUCCUGGUGGCCAUUGACUAUUUCACAAAGUGGGUUGAGGCAGCUUCUUUCGCUUCCGUUACCAAGAAUGUCGUGGCCCAUUUCAUCAAACAGAAUCUCAUAUGUUGGUACGGCAUCCCAGAGAGAAUCAUCAUAGACAAUGGUACGAAUCUCAACAAUACUAUGAUCACCGAACUAUGUGCGCAAUUCAAGAUCUAG